AUGUCUCCAGGGACGCUCCAGCCUACGGAGGUGAAGACUAAGCAGCCGCUGGAUGUGAGUGCUGACCACUUGGGGGACAGGGAGGCCCAGGAGAUCCCCCCUCUGAAGAACUAUGUCUACCUUACCAUCCUCACCUGCUUCUGCCCAGCCUGGCCUGUCAACAUCGUGGCUCUGGUCUUCUCUGUACUGGUGAGCCUGAUCAAUGAUAUGUGACCUCUUUUAUUUCUGGAUAUUGUUUAGAUAUUGAGGACUGGUUAUUUUGACUGUGUUUAAAAAUGUUUAUUGAAAAACAUUGAUAAUUUCAUUAGCAGUAUAAUAUCAUGAAUGAAAUCUCAGCCAUGACAUCUCUUCAUGGUCGUUUUGUGGUACAACAGUUGAAUUGAAAUUAUAUAUGCUGUUCUGUGUGAUGCACCUGUCUCAGUGAAAGUGUGUCAGUGGUGUAUGAUCACUGAAUGGCUAAUGAGUCAGUGUGCCUGUGAACUUCAGUCUCAUGAGUUACAAAAAUAGCCUGUCCACCUCUUUGAACCCCCGUCUGCAUCACACACACGUACACAUAAUGCUGAUGAUGUGUGCUCGGUCAUGACUGGAGCUGAGGUCAAGUUCAACUACAUAAUUGGAUAUAUGUCCACGACUGUGUCAAAUCACAGAUCACAGAUGUGUUGGAGGGUUAACAUUCAGGAAGAGUGUAGACAACCAAAUGAAAUGGACACAGUUUUGCACAAUAUAAUGACUGUAUUGUGAGUGUAGUCCUCCCCCCCCCCCCCCCCCCCCCCCCCCCCCCCAACAGCAGUACUGUAGGGCAGGAAGAACAUAUGGACUGAUUAAGAGUAUGUGACAUCAAUGUAUGAUUUGUGUGACAGUCUAAGUUAACCUCUUAAGGAUCUGACCCUUUUUUUCAAUUUUCGCCUAAAAUGACAUACCCAAAUCUAACUGCCUGUAGCUCAGGACCUGAAGCAAGGAUAUGCAUAUUUUUAAACCAUUUGAAAGGAAACACUCUGAAGUUUGUGGAAAUGUUAAAUUAAUGCAGGAGAAUAUAACACAUUAGAUCUGGUAAAAGAUAAUACAAACAUGCGUUUUCUAUUCAUUUUUUUAUUCCAUCAUCUUUGAAAUGCAAGAGAAAGACCACAAUAUAAUAUUGCAGUUUAGGCGCAAUUUAGAUGUUGGCCACUAGAUGGCAGCAAUGUGUGUGCAAAGUUUCAGAUUGAUCCAGUGAAGCAUUGCAAUACUGGACUAUUUUGUAUCAUGUCUGCCAAAUGUGCCAAAUUGGUCAAUUGAUACAUUUUCAAGUACAUAACUAUAGAGAACAUACAAAAAUGAUAUGGUAAUACAAAAUGUAAGUUUACACACUCCCAGAAAUGUCAUACAUGAUGGAUCAUUAGCUUAUACACUAACUUUCACACAUCUAGAUGGCCGGGCGAGGUGGGUGUGGAGCCUGAGACAGCAGGGGUUCAAACUGUAGAACCCAGUUCCUACAUUUGAAUAUAAAAAUGGAUUUUAUCAAACAAAACUAUGCUACAUUUUAUAUCUGUGACCCUUAGGAUUACAAAUCAGAGCAAGAUUACUGAAUGUAAGUACAUUAUUUACCUUCAGAGGUGAAUGUAUCAAACCAGUUGCCGUGAUAAGUUUUUUGUUGUUGUGCACUCUCCUCAAAUCUGGUGCAACCAAUUACCUUCAGAAGUCACAUAAUUAGUUAAAUAAAGUCCACCUGUGUGCAAUCUAAGUGUCACAUGAUCUCAGUAGGUAUACACCUGUUCUGAAAGGCCCCAGAGUCUGCAACACCACUAAGCAAGGGGCACCACCAAGCAAGCAGCACCAUGAACACCAAGGAGUGGAAAAGUACAGAUCAGGGAUCAGGGUUGGGUUAUAAAACAAAUAUCUGAAACUUUGAACAUCCCACGGAGCACCAUUAAAUCUAUUAUUAAAAAAUGGAAAGAUAUGGCACCACAACAAACCUGCCAAGAGAGGACCGCCCACCAAAACUCACGGACCAGGCAAGGAGGGCAUUAAUCAGAGAGGCAACAAAGAGACCAAAGAUAACCCUGAAGGAGCUGCAAAGCUCCACAGCGGAGAUUGGAGUAUCUGUCCAUAGGACCACUUUAAGCCGUACACUCCACAGAGCUGGGCUUUACGGAAGAGUGGCCAGAAAAAAGCCAUUGCUUAAAGAAAAAAAUAAGCAAACACGUUUGGUGUUCACCAAAAGGCAUGUGGAAGACUCCCAAAACAUAUGGAAGAAGGGACUCUGGUCAGAUGAGACUAAAAUUGAGCUUUUUGGCCAUCAAGGAAAACACUAUGUCUGGCGCAAACCCAACACCUCUCAUCACCCCGAGAACACCGUCCCCACAGUGAAGCAUGGUGGUGGCAGAAUCAUGCUGUGGGGAUGUUUUUCAUCAGCAAGGACUGGGAAACUGGUCAGAAUUGAAGGAAUGAUCGAUGGCCCUGAAUACAGGGAAAUUCUUGAGGGAAACUUGUUUCAGUCUUCCAGAGAUUUGAGACUGGGACGGAGGUUCACCUUCCAGCAGGACAAUGACCCUAAGCAUUCUGCUAAAGCAACACUCGAGUGGUUUAAGGGGAAACAUUUAAAUGUCUUGGAAUGGCCUGGUCAAUCCAAUUGAGAAUCUGUGGUAUGACUUAAAGAUUGCUGUACACCAGCGGAACCCAUCCAACUUGAAGGAGCUGGAACAGUUUUGCCUUGAAGAAUGGGCAAAAAUCCCAGUGGCUAGAUGUGCCAAGCUUAUAGAGACAUACCCUAAGAGACUUGCAGCUGUAAUUGCUGCAAAAGGUUGCUCUACAAAGUAUUGACUUCGGGGGGGGGGGGUUCAAGUUUUCUUUUUUUGUUGUCUUAUUUCUUGUUUGUUUCACAAUAAAAAAAUAUUUUGCAUCUUCAAAGUGGUAGGCAUGUUGUGUAAAUCAAAUGAUACAAACCCCCCCAAAAUCCAUUUUAAUUCCAGGUUGUAAGGAAAGAAAAUAGGAAAAAUGCCAAGGGGGGUGAAUACUUUCGCAAGCCACUGUAUGUCCUGGAAAGUUUGCUGUUACUUACAACAGUCAUGGUAAUCACAUUAGCGCAUGUUAGCUCAAUGGUCCCGUAUACGGGACACCGAUCCCGUAGAGGUUAACGCAUCAGUUAUGUCAAGUUAGUAUUCAGCCCUGAGUGUACAAAUUUGGAUUAAAGCUAUAUUGUUUCUGAAGUAUCAGCAAAGGGGUUUAGGGUGGAGAGACAUACUUCUGAAUGGCCUCCAUCUGUAUAUGACAGGGUUUUGUUGACUCUCUCCUUUCCUUUGUUUUAAUAUGGUCAUAGCAUGGAAUUUUAGGUCCCCUGUAGGAAUCAAAUUAAUAUAUAAACUACAUGACCAAAAGUAUAUGGACACCUGCUCGUCGAACAUCUCAUUCCAAAAUCAUGGGCAUUAUUAUGGAGUGGUCCCCCCUUUGCUGCUAUAACAGCCUCAACUCUUCUGGGAAGGCUUUCCACUAGAUGCAGGCCAGUCAUGUUCUCCCACAUCGAUCUUGACAAACCAUUUCUGUAUGGACCUCUUUUUGUGCACGGGGGCACUGUCAUGCUGAAACAGGAAAGGGCCUUCUCCAAACUGUUGCCACAAAGUUGGAAGCACAGAUUCGCCUAGAAUGUCAUUAUAUGCUGUAGCGUUAAGAUUUCCCUUCACUGGAACUAAGGGGCCUAGCCUGAACCAUGAAAAACAGCCCCAGACCAUUAUUACUCAUCCACCAAACUUUACAGUUGGCACUAUGCAUUCGGGCAGGUAGCGUUCUCCUGGCAUCCGCCAAACCCAGAUUUGUCUGUGGACUGCCAGAUGGUGAAACGUGAUUCAUCACUCCAGAGAGCGCGUUUCCAUUGCUCCAGAGUCCACUGGCGGCAGGCUUUACACCACUCCAGUCGACACUUGGCAUUGCGCAUGGUGAUCUUUGGCCUGUGUGCGGCUGCCUGGCCAUCGAAACCCAUUUCAUGAAGCUCCCGAUGAACAGUUCUUGUGCUGAUGUUGCUUCCAGAGGCAGUUUGGAACUCGGUAGUGAGUGUUGCAACCGCAAUCGAGGACAGACGGUUUUUACGCGCUACGUGCUGCAGCACUCGGUGGUCCCGUUCUGUGAGCUUGUGAGGCCUACUACUUAAUGGCUAAGCCAUUGGUGCUCCUAGACAUUUCCACUUCACAAUAACAGGACUUACAGUUGACCGGGCAGCUCUAGCAAGGCAGAAAUUUGACGAACUGACUUGUUGGAAAGGUGGCAUCCUAUGACAGUGCCAUGUUGAAAGUCACUGAGCUCUUCAGUACGGCCCAUUCUACUGCCAAUGUUUGUCUAUGGAGAUUGCAUGGCUGUGUGCUUGAUUUUAUACACCUGUCAGCAACGGGUGUGGCUGAAAUAGCCAAAUCCACUUAUUUGAAGGCGUGUCCACCUACUUUUGGCCAUGUAGUGUAUAUAUGCAUUUUCUUUAUAAAAUAUUGAAUUUGGCCAUUACUACUACAGCCCAUAGAAACGCAUUGAAUAACACAUUCAUAUAUGGCAAAACAGACAGUCAAAAAAUGAUCAUAAGGAAGUGUCUGUCCUAUAUCUAGGAGAUAUAAGAAAGCUCAGGAAAUAUAUAUAUAUAUUUGGACACAUUUAACCCCUUUUUUUUUGUUGGCACAAAACUACUUUCAUACUUCCAUGAAUUGUUUAAACUGGUACCGGGUUACCUUCAGACUAGUGUUUUAGAAAUUUAGAAAUACCCAAAUGAGGGACAACAGGAUGAUUUUGCGGGAGAUUCAAGGGAUAGUGUAAACUUGUGAUGAGGUGGUGUUGAAGGAGUCAGGCGCAGGAGGGUAAUCACAGAAUAACAGGCUUUAAUCCGCAAAAUACAGGUUUACGCAGAAAUGCGUCAAACACACUCCAGGGCACAAAACAGGUGCACUGGAAAAUACAAGGCACACUGGAAAAUACUCUCGUCGAUACAAAAUACACAAGCUCCACCGAGCUUCACUAACCUCCACAAUAAACAAUCACCCACAAGGACAAGGGGGGCAGAGGGAACACAGACUAAUUAGGGGAUUAGAACCAGGUGUGUGUGAUUGACAAGACAAGACAAUUGUGAUGAUGAUUGGGGCGGCAGUGGUUAGUACUCCGGUGACGACGAACGCCGAAGCCUGCCCGAACAAGGAGGGGAGGCAGCCUCGGCCGAAGUCGUGACAAAACUAGACAUUAAUAUUUUUUCACACACAACAAUGUUCUUCCUGCUGCACCAAGCGAGCUAAUUGAAGCACACAUAGCCUACUCUGUAACGUCUUGAUCAAAAUAGUACGCAGCGUCAUCUGGAUAUGUGUGCAACAAAAGUUCAACAUUCACCUUCUGCUACCAUUUCUGUCAAGCCGUCUACGCGUACAGUUUGACGCACACGUUCGAUAAAUCCAACGUAUGCAUCACACAGAACGCACUGCCUCUGCAACUGCCUCUGCAACGCAAUGCUCUAAGGCGAACGCAGCGUUCCACUGGUGUACGAAAAUGCAAUGAUGCUGUCGGUGUGAUCGAGGCGUAACGCCUCAAUCACACCCACACCGACAGCGAUUUACAUUUUGGUACACCAGAAGUACAUUAAUUUCCAAUGGAAAGCUGCGUUUACCUUGCAGCAUUGCAUUGCAGAGGCAGUUGGGUGUGCGUUCUGUGUGGUGCAUAUGUUGGAUUUAUCGAACGUAUACAUCUCCUUCGCAUAGAAUUGAUCAAGCAAUUGAUUGUGGCCUGUGGAAUGUUGUCCCACUCCUCUUCAAUGGCUGUGCGAAGUUGCUGGAUAUUGGCGGGAACUGGAACACGCUGUCGUACAUGUGAAUCCAGAGCAUCCCAAACAUGCUCAAUGUGUGACAUGUCUGGUGAGUAUGCAGGCCAUGGAAGAACUGGGACAUUUUCAGCUUCAGCUUCCAGGAAUUGUGUACAGAUCCUUGUGUUCUUUGUCCGUAGCUUAUGCCUGCCCAUACCAUAACCUCACUGCCACCAUGGGGCACUCUGUUCACAAUGUUGACAUCAGCAAACUGGGCGCCAUACACGUUGUCUGCCAUCUGCUCGGUACAGUUGAAACCGGGAUUCAUCCGUGAAGAGCACACAUCUCCAGCGUGCCAGUGGCAAUCGAAGGUGAGCAUUUGCUCACUGAAGUUGGUUACGACGCUGAACUGCAGUCAGGUCUAGACCCUGGUGAGGAUGACGAGCAUGCAGAUAAGCUUCCCUGAGACGGUUUCUGACAGUUUGUGCAGAAAGUCUUCUGUUGUGCAAACCCACAGUUUCAUCAGCUGUCCGGGUGGCUGGUCUCAGACGAUCCUGCAGGUGAAGAAGACGGAUGUGGAGGUCCUGGGCUGGCGUUGUUACACGUGGUCUGCGGUUGUGAGGCCGGUUGGACGUACUGCCAAAUUCUCUGGCAACAGCUCUGGUGGACAUUCCUGCAAUCAGCAUGCCAAUUGCACGCUCCCUCAAAACUUGAGACAUCUGUGGCAUUGUGUUGUGUGACAAAACUGCACAUUUUAGAGUGGCCUUUUAUUGUCCCCAUCACAAGGUGCAUCUGUAUAAUGAUCAUGCUGUUUAAUCAGCUUAUUGAUAUGCCACAACUGUCAGGUGGAUGGAUUAUCUUGGCAACAGAGAAAUGCUCACUAACAAGGAUGUAAACAAAUUUGUGCACAACAUUUGAGAGAAAUAAGCUUUUUGUGCAUAUAUAACAUUUCUGGGAUCUUUUAUUUCAGCUCUUGAGACAUGGGACUAACACUUUACAUGUUGCAUUUAUAUUUUUGUUCAGUGUAGAUAAGCUAUUUCAAGUAUUUUGCUCUAUGUGAUCCGAACUGAAGCGCAGUUUAACGGUAGAACAGAUGGUUCACCUUUUCCAUUGACGUUUUUAGGCUAUGUCUGAAUACUGUAAUGUCAAAUUUCUGGAGUAGACAAUAUUUCAUUUAUGAAUAUAAUGCAUAAUACAUACAGUAUAUCAUAACCAUUGCAAAAUAAAUUCCUCACCUUUCUGGACGUGAGUUCCUAUCCCCGAACUAGCCAUACAACAAAUUGCCAUUAAACUCUCAUUUAAUUGGGCCUACAGGUAUUAGAUGGGCCAUUAGCCUAUAAUUUCUCUAUGCAUACAGUAGAAUUUAACAGGUGAACAGACAGUUGAUGGACAAUUGAUGUUUUGUAUUGAAAUGUGUAGGCUACCACUGUAAGUAGGCCUACUGAGGUGGUGACCCAGAGACUGACAGACUGAUGUAGAGAGGUGGUGACCCAGAGACUGGCAGACUGAUGUAGAGAGGUGGUGACCCAGAGACUAACAGACUGAUGUAGAGAGGUGGUGACCCAGAGACUGACAGGCUGAUGUAGAGAGGUGGUGACCCAGAGACUGGCAGACUGAUGUAGAGAGGUGGUGACCCAGAGACUGGCAGACUGAUGUAGAGAGGUGGUGACCCAGACACUGACAGACUGAUGUAGAGAGGUGUUGACCCAGAGACUGGCAGACUGAUGUAGAGAGGUGUUGACCCAGAGACUGGCAGACUGAUGUAGAGAGGUGGUGACCCAGAGACUGGCAGACUGAUUUAGAGAGGUGGUGACCCAGAGACUGGCAGACUGAUGUAGAGAGGUGGUGACCCAGAGACUGGCAGACUGAUGUAGAGAGGUGGUGACCCAAAGACUGGCAGACUGAUGUAGAGAGGUGGUGACCCAGAGACUGGCAGACUGAUGUAGAGAGGUGGUGACCCAGAGACUGGCAGACUGAUGUAGAGAGGUGGUGACCCAGAGACUGGCAGACUGAUGUAGAGAGGUGGUGACCCAGAGACUGGCAGACUGAUGUAGAGAGGUGGUGACCCAGAGACUGGCAGACUGAUGUAGAGAGGUGGUGACCCAGAGACUGGCAGACUGAUGUAGAGAGGUGGUGACCCAGAGACUGGCAGACUGAUGUAGAGAGGUGGUGACCCAGAGACUGGCAGACUGAUGUAGAGAGGUGGUGACCCAGAGACUGGCAGACUGAUGUAGAGAGGUGGUGACCCAGAGACUGGCAGACUGAUGUAGAGAGGUGGUGACCCAGAGACUGGCAGACUGAUGUAGAGAGGUGUUGACCCCAGAGACUGGCAGACUGAUGUAGAGAGGUGGUGACCCAGAGACUGGCAGACUGAUGUAGAGAGGUGGUGACCCAGAGACUGGCAAACUGAUGUAGAGAGGUGGUGACCCAGAGACUGGCAGUGUGAAUUCAAACUUUAUUGUCUGCUCGACUGCACAGAAAUUGAUUGUAUAGGAACCAUGAGAACUAGAUUAGACACAGUGCCAGGCCCAGUGGCCUAUAAUCGAAUAGCUUUAGGUCAAAGGUAGUCCCGUGUAGCUCAGUUGGUAGAGCAUGGCGUUUGCAACGCCAGGGUUGUGGGUUCGAUUCCCACGGGGGGCCAGUAUGAAGAAGAAAAAAUGUAUGCACUCACUAACUGUAGGUCGCUCUGGAUAAGAGCGUCUGCUAAAUGACUAAAAUGUAAAUACUGUAGUUUUCAUUUUUUUCAGUAUAGACAAUGUUUCAGAAUUCACGGGCAGUGCAGCAUAUUUAGGUUCGGGAAAAAGUAAAUGGGAAUAAGUAAAUGGGAAAAAGUAAAUGGGAAACGUUAUUGAAAUCAAACUAUCUGUUUACAGGUCUACAACAAUUUGCAAUUGUUUUUGUCUUUCAGAAAUGGUCAGAUAGACUACACUCCAAAUAUCACUGCAAAAGAAAACAUUCUCCACAAACAUUUGAUAAAGUUUGCCAUUGCUAUUUCCUUUAGAUACUGUCUUGGCCUAAUUUCAAUACUUCCAAAGUAUACAGCAAAUAAGGACAUUAUUGUCAUCAUAAAAGGUGAAUGAUGGGCGUUUUCAGGCAGAGUUAUAAUGCUCGUUCACACGCGCACAGUUUUACGACAGGUCUGAUUGAUAAUGGAAAAAUGCGUCGGCUAUGUAUGGUGUGCGGCAAGUUUAUCAAUCUCAAUAUUUUUGUGCAUGGGCAGUCUUUUCAGAAAUGGUGCACGCAGAUAUCUAGUAUAAAAUGUACGCAACGGUUAUAAAUGAGGCCCCUGGUCUGACAAACAAUGUUGUAGCUCUCUCACUUUCCACAGCAGAUGAGGAAGGCAAACAGGCAGAUGUGGUGGAUUGAGACGCAGCCCAUACAAAAAAACAGAUAUCUCUAGCUUAAACAGACAGAUUUUGAUGGGGAUUUUUUAUUAUGUUAAUUAAUUUGACUCUUAAGGAUCCAUUAAACCUAAUGUGUGCCAAUGGCAGCUGUCGCAGCUUUGUGGCUGUGAGAAACAAGAUGAGGAGCGCAUGACACUGAGUAAUCCACAGCACUCUGACAAACCUUAAUAUAAACAUGAAUUUAAGAUGCCACCCAAGGCAGGGACGGUGUGAGAAACAGAGGUUCAGCAAGAGCAUUUUCUCUUCAACUGAGUGCCCAGAAGUGAACUGUUCAGUGCCGUAAGGGUUUCCCAUAAAAAUGAUUUUGAGUUUACAGGUCCAGUCCAGCUCUUUCAUCUGACUCACCAAUGAUAUAGCAUCUCCCUUCCCUCCAUUCAUAGUAUUAUGAUCUCUUUAACUGGUGUGUUUCCCUCUGACUCACUGGCUAAAUAUUAGAUGGUUUAUUGGCUGGGAUGAAACCUACCUGUUACUCCCCAGUGUCCACUAAUAGUGUACACUGUUACAGUAAUGGUUAUUUGAUUAAUCAUUAUAGAAAACGUGUACACCAUUUAUUGAUGAAUGGUUCUAAUUGUUUAAAAGGGAUAUUUUAUGUUGCUCUCCCUCAACUGUACUCUCCUCUCACCCAUUGUUAUUGUCCUCCCUCCCUCUCUCUCUGUUUCUCCCUCUCCUGUCUUCUGAAGUCUCAGAACAGUUAUGAUGAGGAGGACUAUGAGGGUUCCUAG
Coregonus sp. 'balchen' is the source of this 9860-nucleotide messenger RNA. Lineage: Eukaryota; Metazoa; Chordata; Actinopteri; Salmoniformes; Salmonidae. The record is from the annotation of a GenBank genome assembly.